Pangasianodon hypophthalmus (striped catfish) is the source of this 1136-nucleotide messenger RNA. Its product is annotated as putative methyltransferase-like protein 7A. Gene Ontology annotation, molecular function: S-adenosylmethionine-dependent methyltransferase activity. The record is from RefSeq and is a predicted model, not a curated record. Lineage: Eukaryota; Metazoa; Chordata; Actinopteri; Siluriformes; Pangasiidae. The transcript is spliced from 3 exons. Bases 16 to 828 code for a protein of 270 amino acids.
GCACAAUGAAUAUUCAUGAGGUGUCCCGGUGUCCUCCGCCUCGGCGUGUCGUUUCCCGAUACAAAGGCCGCAGCUCGGCUUCCGGUGCAGGGAGACGACAUGGCGUUGCUGAGGCGCGCGUGCACGCUCGUGGUGCAGCUCGUGACGAUUCCGCUGGUGAUCGCGGACGCGCUCGGGCUUUACAAAUUCUACAAGCGCUUCUUCCCGAUCCUCAUGUACCGGGUCUCCGUUAACUACAACGAGCAGAUGAAGGAGCAGAAGCGCGAGCUGUUCCGCGCCAUGGCCCAGUUCAGUCCGCCGCGCGGGCCUGUGCGCGUGCUGGAGAUCGGCUGCGGCACCGGAACCAACUUCGAGUUCUAUCCCGCAGGCUGCAGGAUCACGUGCACCGACCCGAACCCGCACUUCCAGCACUACCUGCAGAAGAGCAUGGACCUCAGCAAGCACCUGGAGUACGAAAGGUUCCUGGUGGCGCCUGCGGAGGACCUGCGGCAGGUGCAGGACGCGUCUGUGGACGUGGUGGUGUGCACUCUGGUGCUGUGCUCCGUGAAGAACCCGGGCCAGGUGCUGCAGGAGGCCAAGAGGAUCCUCAGAGAGGGUGGAGCGUUUUUCUUCAUGGAGCAUGUGGUGGCUGAUGAAUCUAGCUGGACCCACUUUCUUCAGCAUGUUCUUCAGCCUUUCUGGUACUAUUUCGGUGACGGCUGUGAGUUGACCCGCGCGACCUGGCAGCACGUGGAACAAGCCGGGUUCUCCGAGGUGCAGCUCCGUCACAUCCAGGCUCCGAUUGCUUCCGUCAUUAAGCCACACAUCGUCGGUUACGCCGUGAAAUAAACACACACACACACACACACACUUGAUAUUAAUGCUGCAGUGUGUAUUGUUAAGCUUUUAAACAAUCAAAUCAUUUAAAAUUCACGUUAAAAACUGUGAACCACAAUAUAGCAAUUGAUGGCUUCUUGGCUUCAUGGAACAGCUCAGGCUCCGCCCAUUUUUUUAUUAUUUUUUUUUGAUGUUUGAUCAGUGGGUGGAGUCAGUUCCAACAGUUAUGACGCAGUAGUAUUUCAGAUUUAUUUUCUCUACUUUCUUUAAUCUGCACUUUACAAGUAAUUUUUAUAUUAAUAAAAAAAUUUGAGAAAAUA